Molecule: messenger RNA, 908 nt
Organism: Drosophila eugracilis
Lineage: Eukaryota; Metazoa; Arthropoda; Insecta; Diptera; Drosophilidae
Exons: 5
Coding region: 24-866 (280 amino acids)
Source: RefSeq, a predicted model, not a curated record
CCCGGGCCACGCCCACAUCAGCCAUGGAGGACCGCCGGCAGAGAAUGCGGGCAUAUCGGCGGGCCCGUCGGAAGUUUGCCUGCAUUGUCUAUAUGGUGACCAUAGCCUGGAUGGUUUUGGCCCUAUUGCAAUGGCUACUUGUCAGCAUAAUCACUGACAUAGGCAUGGCCUUUACCAACUUUUACUGGAUUAGUGUCAUUUUCUUUGCCGUGGCCAUGAUAAUGGUCACGUUGUUCAUAUUCUUCGAGAAGAUCCGCUUCAUCGUUGGCCUUAACUGGUUGAUCACCGUGCUGAUAGUGGAGUUUGUGAUUAUAGGUAUUUUUGCUCUGGUGGCCCGAUCUCUUUGGCCGGAUAUGUUGAUGUGGUUUUUCAUCUGCAUGCUGCUGAUCUUCCUUUUUGUGAUGCUGGGAUCCAUAAUACCACAUGACCUUACAUUGGAUGUCGUAAUUCUGUUUGUGAUAGCCUUUAUUUUCCUGAUCGUCACCAUCUUCUUUGUCAUGAUGCACAUUCUGAUAGCCAUGCCGUACUCCUUCAUGAUCUUCCAGAUCUUCAUCAGCGUGAUUGUGCUAUUGUUCGUGAUGUACCAUGCUCAGACCAUCAAUGGUGGACGCUUUGCCGAGAUGCGACUCAACGAUCAUCUGCUGGCCUCGCUCAUCCUCUUCCACGACUUCAUCAUCCUAUACCUACUGACUUUCUAUGCUCAGAUUGUCUACCGUUUCGCCUCGAGGAACUCGAAACCUAAUUCAACUGUUUAUGAGUUAUGGAAUGCGACGACCCCGUAUGACUUAGAUAAUAUUAUCAUAGAAGACUAUGACGAAUCCACCGAAGGAGGCUCCCGCGAUGAAGCCCUAUCGCCUGGUGGUUAGGCAUCCUGAAAAUCAACAAAUAGUAAUAAAAAAAUAUUCGAA